Messenger RNA from Malus domestica (apple), 8577 nucleotides. The record is from RefSeq and is a predicted model, not a curated record. NCBI's taxonomy places the organism in Eukaryota, Viridiplantae, Streptophyta, Magnoliopsida, Rosales, Rosaceae.
AUUGUAUCCAAGAGAGAAAUUAAACACUGUGAUUAGCUGAGUUGCAGGAAAUUGAAGGAAUGGCGGCUGAAGCUGUGCUUACUUUUGCUACCGAGGGAAUACUGAAGAAGGUGCUUUCACUUGCUGCUCAACCAUUCAGUCUUGCAUGGGGUUUCAAAGCUGAGCUCGGAAAGCUUCAAGAGUCAUUCACUAACAUUGAACUUUUGUUGAAUGAUGUUGCCGACAAACCACAAGGUCGGCCAAUAGAGGCAUGGGUGAAGAAACUCAAAGACGUAGCUCAUGAUGCAGAGGAUGUCUUCGAUGAACUCGAGUACGAAGGUUAUCGGCGUAAAGUCGAAAUCCAAAACCAUAUGAAGAAAAAGGUUCUUAACUUCUUUUCACUCUCCAAUCCACUUGCAUUUCGUCUUCAAAUGGCCCAUAAAAUUCAGAAGAUCAAUGCAUCCUUGGUGGAUCUCGAGAGGAAAGCAUCUCCUCUUGGAUUAGCUUCCAAGAAUAAAGUUGCAACCACUCAGGGGAUUAGAUGUGACAGACAAACCAACGCAUUCUUUGGCAAAGACGAAAUAACUGUUGGAAGGAAAGAUGAUGUGUCAAAAAUAGUCACAACCUUGACCGACUCCAAAUACAAUCAAGAAAAUCUUGCGGUUAUGGCCAUCGUGGGAAUGGGAGGCCUCGGAAAAACAACAUUGGCCAAGUCAGUUUACAAUGAGGAUUCGAUAGACAAGUUUUUUGAAAAAAAAAUUUGGAUUUGUGUAUCCGACACUUUUGACGUUAAUUCCAUCCUACAUCAAAUGUCUGAACAACUUAAUCGGGAAAAAGCCCCUUCUAAAGAUAACCAGAAUACUCUGCUUUUGUCCCUCAAUGAAGAGUUGAAAGAUAAAAAAUACUUGCUCGUACUUGAUGACGUUUGGAACGAAGAUUCCAAACUAUGGGAGAGUUUCAUGGAAUGUUUGUCAAAGCUCAGUUCUGCUAAAGGAUCCAAAAUCAUUGUCACCACUCGCAAAGAGAAAGUCGCAUCAAUCUCAGAAAAGAUACUUCCACGACAUGAAUUGGGAAAACUUUCCGGAGAUGAAUGUUGGUCCAUCAUGAGAAAUAGAGCUUUCCCAACUAGCAGUGAUCCUAAGUUCGAUACAAUUGGAAGGGAGAUUGCUGAAAAGUGCCGUGGUGUUCCAUUGGUGGCAAAGGUUUUGGGAGGCAUUUUGCACACUAAAAAAAGUAUCAGAGAAUGGCCGUCAUUUAAAAACAAUACAAUAUGGGACAACCUAUCAAAAGAAGAAGAUAUAAUUAUGCCAGUCUUGAGAUUGAGUUUUGACAAUUUAGAAUCACCAUCAUUGAAGCAAUGUUUUGCAUAUUGCUCAAUAUUCGAGAAAGACUUUGAAAUUCAAAGAGAGAACUUGAUUCAACUUUGGAUGGCUCAAGGACUACUCCGAGCUUCACAUGACGAAAGUAAAGAUAUGGAGGACACAGGCAAUGAGUAUUUUGAUAUUCUAUUGCAUAGCUCUUUGUUUCAAGAUGCUACGAUUAGUGACAAUGGCACUGUUAGCAAAUGCAAGAUGCAUGAUCUUGUGCACGAUUUGGCAGAACUUGUGUCCAAAUCUGAAAGCUUGAAGGGAGACUUAUGUGGCAGAGAUAAUACACUUGAGAUUCGACAUGUUGCUCGGGUUUCUACUUCUACACUGGAAAAUAUUCCAGCAAGAAGUGCUAGGAAAUUGCGGUCACUGUUUUCCGACAACGGUGAAGUUCCUACUAACAUUCUUCCACAGUUCAAAGCUUUACGCGUCUUGAAUUUAUGGAAUGCUAAUAUUGAAGAACUUCCAGUUUCAGUUGGUAGGCUGAAACACUUAAGGUAUCUUGACAUUUCUGAAACAGGAUUCAAAGCACUCCCCAAAUCUAUAGGCAAGCUCUAUAACCUUCAGACAUUAAGAGCAGUGAAUUGUGCCCUUGAAGAGUUUCCGAAAGAACUGCAAAACUUGAUCAACCUGAGACAUAUUUAUUUUGAUGAGGAUAUCAAAUUCCCAAAAGGGAUACGUCGGUUGACUUGCCUUCGAACAUUACCUUACUUUUCGGUGGGUAAUGAGAUUGGUCGUCGAAUUGAAGAGUUGGCUAGCUUGAAACAAUUGAAGGGUGAAUUAAUUGUUUCUAAUUUGCAACUCGUAAAGAAUGGAGAAGAAGCAAAGAAAGCAAAGUUAGAGGAUAAGACGAAAAUACGCCAUUUAAGCUUCAAUUGGACAGAAGAUAGGUCAACAACAGACAACAACGAGGACGAAGAUGUCCUAGAAGGCCUCCGACCACAUCUUGAGUUGGAGAGCUUAAGUAUUGCAAACUUCAUGGGCAACAAGUUUCCACCUUGGAUGAUGAGUGGGUCAUUACCGCUCAACAACUUGAAGAGGAUUCAAUUACUUGGAUGUGACAAAUGUGAAGGAGUCCCACCGCUCGGUCAUCUACCCAGUCUUACGGAGCUUAAAAUUAGAGGAAUGGCUAACUUGAAAUGUGUUGGAGAUGAGUUCUAUGGUUAUGAUCUUGUCCACAAUCUAGCCACGACAAGUGAGGAGGUAAUUACUUUAUUUCCAGCGCUUAAAGUAUUAUAUAUUUCUGAUUGUGGUGAUCUAAAUGAAUGGAAGCAAGCACCAACAACGUCAAGGAAAAAAGUUGUGGUUUUUCCUUGUCUCGAGAUGUUGACCGUCGAAAAUUGUUCCAAAUUGAGAAAUGCUCCGAGUCAUUUUCCAUGUCUCCAAAAGUUGGAGAUGUCUUCUUGUGAUAGCAGAACGCCAAUAGAAGAAAUAAGCAGUGGAUUAACAACUCUUACCUCUCUUGAAAUAAGAGGUAUUAAGGAGCUUACUUGUUUGCCGCGGGGGAUUUUGAAGAAGAAUAAUAAUCUCUAUUCUUUGGUUAUAAAGAAAUGCGAUGAUUUAACGUGUAUUACCCCAGAUGUAGUCGGUUCUCGCGGUUCUCUUAAAAAAUUAGUCAUUUGGAAUUGCGACAAGCUGAGGCAUUUGCCAGAUGGGCUAGACACGCUCCAGCUCCUUGAGGAACUGACUAUUAAGGGAUGUGAUAGUCUAGAGUUGAUUCCAAUUGCACAGGGCAUGGCAUCUCUACGGGAAUUAGAGAUUGGAGGUUGUGGACGAUUGUCACUCCUGCCGAGUGGGUUAAAGAACUGCACCUCUCUCCAGAAAUUGAGUAUAACUCACUGCGAUGGAUUAUCAGGCCCAUUGAGUUUAUGGGCCUCUCUCGUGGAAGUGAGUUUAAUGAAUUGCGAUGGAUUAUCAGGCCGAUUGAGUGUGUGGGCCUCUCUCGUGGAAUUGGAUAUGAGGUAUUGCAAUAAUCUGACAUCAAUUGAAAUGAAAGGCAACGGGUCCCUCACCGCCUCUCUUCAGAACUUGAUAAUCUGGAAUUGCCAUGAAUUAUCAAGCAUACCUGCUCUUCCACAACAAUGUCCCUCUCUUCAGUACUUGGAGAUAAUUGGAUGCCCAAAGCUAUCAUGGGUUGGUGUCCAAAGUAGCAGAGUUGAGAAGGAGGAGAAGUGCAUUAGUCUACAAUCUACUUCAGAUUUGCGCACCAUGACCUCCCUUCAACAACUGUUUAUUAUAAAUUGUGAAAGAUUAGAAAGUUGGGUGAGCAGCCUGCAAUUCCCACUCUCUCUUGACACGCUGUCCAUAGUCAAAAUCCCUAAUUUACAGAUUCUUCCAAGUUUAGACAGCCUCAAUUCUCUCCGUGAUUUGGAAAUCGGUGGGUUCUGGGAGGAGCUCGAUUCCUUCCCUGAUUUUCAAGUUGGAUCAUUAAUGCAUCUUACAAGGUUAUACUUGUAUGGUUGGCCUAAGCUCAAGUCUCUGCCUCAACAAAUUCAAGGCCUCACUUCUCUAACACAUUUGUUUGUAUAUCACUUUGAGGGAGUGGAGACUUUGCCAAAAUGGUUGGGUAGCCUUACAUCCCUUACACAACUGUGGAUUUGGGGUUGCAAGAAUCUGAAGAAUUUACCAAGUGUCCAAGCUAUGCAACGCCUCACCAAAUUACAAACUCUCCGUAUAAUUAUAUGUCACCCCCUUCUAAAGGAAAGAUGCAAGAGGGACAGCGGCACAGAUUGGCCUAAGAUUUCUCACAUUCCACGUAUCUUAAUUCGGGGCAGAUACUUGUGAGACAACAGUUGGAUUGAAGCUAUGCAACGCCUCACUGAAUUACAAACUCUGUGUAUUGAGGGAUGUCAUCCCCUUCUCAAUCAAAGAUGCAGGAGGGACAGCGGCACAGAUUGGCCUAAGAUUUCUCACAUUCCAGAUAUCACAAUUGAGGUCUGAGACAAUACUUGGAUUGAAACUACGCAACUGGAACGAUGUAGUGCAGUAGGUGCAAACAGAAUCCAGUUGAUAUUGCUAGAGUAACUUGAUGAAUCUGAUGAAUUUACCAAGUGUCCAAGCUAUGCAACGCCUCACCAAAUUACAAAAACCAUGGAUUUCUGGAUGUCAUCCCCUUUUAGAGGAAAGAUGCACCAGGUACAUCGGCACAGAUUGGCCUAAGAUUUCUCACAUUCCAGAUAUCACAAUUGGGGAAGGAGACUUCUUCUGAGACAACAGUUGGAUUGAAGCUAUGCAAGAUUUCUCACAUUCCAGAUAUCAGAAUUUGGGAAUGAGUCUUCUAAGACAACUAGUAUAAGCAUACCUGUUCUUCCACAACAAUGUCCAUCUCUUCAGGAAUUGUGGAUAAGAGGAUGCCCAAAGCUAUCAUCGUUUGGUGUCAAAAGUAGCAGAGUUGGGAAGGAGGAGUUAGUCUACAAUCUACUUCAGAUUUGCGCAUCAUGACCUCCCUUCGACUUAUGUGGAUUGAAAGAUGUGAAAGAUUAGAAAGUUGGGUGAGCAGCCUGCAAUUCCCACUCUCUCUUGAGACGCUGGCAAUAGUCAGUAUCCUUAAUUUAAAGAUUCUUCCAAGUUUAGACGGCCUUAAUUCUCUCCGUCAUUUGGAUAUCGGUGGAUUUUGGGAGGAGCUCGAUUCCUUUCCUGAUUUUCAAGUUGCAUCAUUAAUGAAUCUUACAAGUUUAGUGUUGUGGGGUUGGCCUAAGCUCAAGUCUCUGCCUCAACAAAUUCAACACCUCACUUCUCUAACACAUUUGGAGAUAUGUUCAUUUGACGGAGUGGAGACUUUGCCAGAAUGGUUGGGUAGCCUUACAUUCCUUACAGAGCUGACGAUUUGGUCUUGCGAGAAUCUGAGGAAUUUACCAAGAUUCCAAGCUAUGCAACGCCUCACCAAAUUACAAACUCUGUAUAUUUCUGGAUGCCAUCCUCUUCUAAAGCAAAGAUGCAUGAGGAACAGCGGCACAGAUUGGCCUAAGAUUUCUCACAUUCCAGAUAUCACAAUUGUGGUCUGAUCAAAUUACAAUUCCUAGAGAUUUGGAUUUGUCAUCCCCUUUUAGAAGAAAGAUGCAGCAGGGACAACGACACAGAUUGGCCUAAGAUUUCUCACAUUCCAAAAAUCGACAUUUGGGGCUGAGACUUCUGAGACAACAGUUGGAUUGAAGCUAUGCAAUGCCUUGCGAUACUACAACAAAUGUGUAUUGGGAAAAUCAAAUUUCAUGAUGUGCAAGGCCACAGUUCUCCGAGAUUACUUGUAUUCCAGUUUUAUGUACAAACGACUCCAAAUGGCUCAAACUUUUGCAUUGAAAUUAAGUCAUUGCCAUCUAUAUUUCUUUUGCUAUGCUGUGGCGUUUUUCAUGAUGCUCAAUAGCUAUAAACUGACUCCAGGUAAAAGAAUCUUCAAUUACUCAAGAUAAUUUUCAAGCCUGCAAUUCCCACUCUCGUUUGAGGCGCUGACAAUAAGAGACAUCCCGAAUUUAGAGAGUCUUCCAAGUUUAGACAGCCUCCAUUCUCUCCAUCAUUUGGAAAUCGGUCGGUUCUGGGAGGAGCUCGAUUCCUUCCCUGAUUUUUAGCCUUGUAUGGUUGGCCUAAGCUCAAGUCUCCGCCUCAACAAAUUCAACACCUCACUUCUAACAUUUUUGGUGAUAUAUCAAUUUGACAGAGUGGAGACAUUGCCAGAAUGGUUGGGUAACCUUACAUACUUUACAGAGAUGGACAUUCAAGAUUGCAAGAAUCUGAUGAAUUUACCUAGUGUCCAAGCUAUGCAACGCCGAGCCAACUUACAUACUCUGACUAUUUAUGAAUGUCAUCCCCUUCUAAAGCAAAGAUGCACCAGGGACAAUGGCACAGAUUGACCUAAGAUUUCUCACAUUCCACUUAUCCUAAUCACACAGCAGUUGAAUCGAUGGUAGGCAGCACCUUACCAAAUUUCAUGGUGUGCAAGGCCACAGUUCUCCAAGAUUACUUUUAUUCCAGUUGUAUGUACAACGACUCCACAUGGCUCCAACUUCUGCAUUGACGGAGUGGAGACUUUACCAGAAUGGUUGGGUAGCCUUACAUCCCUUAAGAGCUGUGGAUUUGGGAUUGCAAGAAUCUGAUGAAUUUACCAAGUGUCCAAGCUAUGCAACGCCUCACCAACUUACAAUCUCCAAGGAUUUAUGGAUGUCAUCCCCUUUUAGAGGAAAGAUGCAGCAGGGACAGCGGCACAGAGUGGCCUAAGAUUUCUCACAUUCCAUAUUUCAGAAUUGUGGUCUGAGACAAUACUUGGAUUGAAACUACGCAACGGGAACGAUGUAGUGCAGUAGGUGCAAGCAGAGUCCAGGUUGCUUAUUCCAUUGGUUCAUGCACAAUGAGGAAAUUUGUUUAUAUUAUCCCAAGACUUGUUUUCAGCAAGUUCACUGGACCUUGAUAUUACUCAUGAAAGUCUUCGAGGGCUUGUUCAUUUAUGGAACUCGCUAUGACUCAGCGGUGGCAGGGUAUUCUGUUGAGGAUAUAAAAUUCUAUGGGAUAGGAAACGAAAAUGCUAGAGGAGAGCUUUUCACUUGCUGUUGGCACCAAGUUGGGGCAUGUAAUUUCUCAAAUGUCUCGCGAGGUUGCUGAGAAAUAUAUGAUGCUAACAAAUUUGAGGGGACUUAAUUGUUCAUCCUUCAGCGGAUUACCUUUGGUUCUACAGGCCCAGACUUGUUCUCUUUGUGAUUUUAUUAUACUGUGUUAUGUAAUUCUUCUCAACUGGCAUUUUCUUCAUUAGCUUCAAUUGACAAUCGAGAAUUCCAAAUUCCGAGGGAUAUUGGGAUUCCGAUCAAAGCUCAUAGGCGGAUCAAUAUCAUUCUUCAACUUCAAUCAUGUUUCCCUAAAGGUCCUGAGAGAUACCCAGUAGUAUUCCACUCAGAAGACUCGUAUCGUUCCUGAUGUGGGAUUAGAAUGUGCAACGCUGUCCGGGGAGUUUGGGAGUUAAUUAUGGUGGUCUUCUAUCCACAGGUUGAGUCACAAUGUUGCUUACUUUUUUGUGGACAUGAACACUGCCAAAAUACUCUUUACGUAUCAGCCUACGGCAUUGUUUCUUCCUGGGUUGUGGCAAUUCCCUAAAGCGGGUGGAAGCUUCCACGGGCUAUCAUGUGUACAUAAGAGGAAAAUGUCCAAUCAGAGAUAUUGACAAGCCUUACAUCCCUUAAAUAGCUGAGGAUUCUUUCUUGCAAUAAUCUGAAGAGCUUACCUAGUGUCCAAGCUAUGCAACACCUCACCAACUUACAAACUCUCUAUAUUUCUGGAUGUCAUCCCCAUCUAAAGGAAUGAUGCACCGAGGACAGCGGCACAGAUUGGCCUAAGAUUUCUCACAUUCCAAAUAUCACUAGAUAAUCAAUGAGUGGAAACUCUGUCCAAGUGCUGAUGUACAAGGUUCGGGGAGGAGCUCAAUUCCAUUCCUGAUGUUCAAGGUUGAUCAUUGCGGCAUGAAUUGUUACAUUUUAAAGGGUGGCCAAAGCUCAAGUCUCUGCCUCAUCAAAUUCAACACUUUUCUUUAACUGGUUUAUAUAUCAACUACUUGAGGGACUGGAGACUUUACCAGACUUGUUGGGUAACCUUACAUCCCUUAUAGUGCUGGGGAUUAGGAAUUACAAGAAUUUGAUGAAUCUACCUUUUGCCAAAGCUAUGCAAUGCGUCACCGCUUUACUGUCGGAGUGAAUUAAGCAACCAAGCUCAUUGGACCAUGAUAUCACUCAUGAGAGUCUUCGAGGGGGUUUUACUUUCAUGGAACUCACCAUGCUUCAACGGUGGCAGAUUAUGCUGUUGAAGAUGUAAAGUUGCAACAUAUAAACUUUUACUUGCUGUUGGUGACUUGGUCAUGUACGAUGCGAGGUGACUUAGUUGUUCAUCCUUCAGCGGAUUACCUUCGGCUCUACAGGCCCAUACUUGUACUCUAAUUCUUCUCAACUGGCAUUUUCUUGUUUCUUCACCAAAUUCUUUUCAAGUGGAAUUCAAGAUGGCAUGUGGUCAUUCUGGUGGAUAGGAUGUUAGAUUUCUACCCAAGUAUUCCGGGUUCGAAACUCUCCAUUUCUGUAAAUUAUUGUAGUAGUUUCGAAUUCCUCCCCGUCCCUAAUAAUCAUCAAUUUUCUUUCUUUUCAAAUGCUUCUUUAAGAACGUUGGGUAAAUUAAAUUUUACCACCUUGGAGAAGAACAUAUGUCAGGAGGGUUCUCCUUCCAACAACUCAGAAUCUUAGAGAAGAACUUUUCAUCUUUAGUUUCA